GUUUUUGUGUGUCAUAUUCUCUCAUAUAUUUUUGGGGCUUCAAUGCACAUCAUAUUUUUAAAUUGCUAAUCCUUCAGAUCACAAAGUCUUCGAAUGCCAUCAUCUGCUGACAACUCGAUGAACAGUUUAAGGUCAUCACCUCGUCCUAUGAUUGGAUAUGGUAAUGUCGAGACGAGAAUUAUUGAAGCGGACUAUCCUGUAGCCAAUAGUCUUGCAUCCAUAGCAUCGAAUGAUGAGAGUGGUCAUCUGUAUUUAUCCGGACGGCAUACAUCAACUGAACAGUCACGAGAGGAGCUCAAUAUCGACGAAAUACAUCAUGAAACAGAGGAAGAAAAGUAUGUACAAGUUGUACAGUUUGUUUGUAUCAAUUGUAAUUUUAUAAUAAUUUUAAAGUAAAAUCAAAUUAGCAAGGAAGUGAUAUCUAAUAUUGAUCAAAGUCCUAAUCAUUAAUAGCUAUGGAUAUAUAGUACAUUAUCCAACAAUCAGUCAACUUGGUUGCCUCUGUACCAGAUAAAUUCGUAAUUUGGUGAACUGAUGCCGCCACCGUAAGUGAUUCUAAAAAGCAAAUGGUUGGUAAUUUUGAUCAGUGUCAAUGGAUUGACCAUCCUUGUACAGAGAAAAUAGCCUGGGUACGAGGUUGUGAAUUGACGUGAUAUGAAUAUUAUUCAGUCCAGUAUAAAAAUUAUAUAUUCAAGCAAUCUUGUAUUCAAGCAUUGGUAUUUCAUGCGAGGACCACAAAUAGUUUGAAGAAACAUACCAAGUAGUGCUCAUCCUAACACAAACCCUAACCCUAGUUCUAACAUCUCAUGGCUGCAAACGUUAAGGCCCUGUCACACUAUUGCGUAUGAGAGAAACGUAUGAGAAGCGUAUGAAAAUUAAUGAAAUAAUUUUCAUACGCACAAAAAUCCUUUGAAAUGCCAGCGUAUGAGUACCGUACAUCUGGCGUACCUCUAGCGUAUUCAGCGUGUGCCUAUAGAGUAUGCUUAUCGUAUAAAGCAUACGUCCGAUACGCACAAAAUUUUUGAACAUGCUUAAAAACAGUUUUCUGCCUCGCCGUAUGCCAGCGUAUGCCACCGUAUGCGACCGUGCUUGAAACGUAUACAACCUAUGCUUAACGUACCCCUAGCGUAUGUCAGCGUAUACCGGCGUAUGAGUGAUAUUUUUCAUACGCUGGCACACGCUAGUACGAUACGCAAUAGUGUGACAGGGCCUUUAAGGAGCCGGGCGCUACCUCCAUAAUAUAAGUUGGUAACUGCGAAUUCAGCUAACAUGUGAAGGCAGUGGAGCUACCUUUCUAAACCUACUUGCUAACCACACUCCAAAAAUCUGCGACGGUAUUGACUACAUGCAGUAUUGCAGUACGUUCCAUUCGAAGAUUGGCUACCUCCAAAAAAAAAAUCUUCGGGUAUGCGUUAUCUAACAAGUUUAACCAACUCUAACUUAACUCAAACUAUUAUGUGUACCUGAAGUGUUAAAGUUUUGUUGUGGCACCCUCUAAUACUAAAUACUUUCUACUUGGUCAGUUCAAACCUUGUUCAAGAAACAAAGAGUGAAGAACAUCAUAUCACGUUGAAUGGUGAGCAUGAAAAUACUGCAAGAGAACCAGAACCUUUAGUGAAUGGAGAUUUAAUUGAACCCCCUGUCAACAAACAAGGUAAAGAAAAAUUGUAUCAAUGACUGUUAAUAAUAAUCAUACUAAGUUAAAUGUUACUUAUGAAAUAACCAGUAAGCAGCCUUUACACACUUUAGUCCGCUGAGUGUGAUUAUUAUGUUUUCAACUUAGUACUGUAGUUUGUGUAGCCUGUAAACACGACUCUCGAUAAUUUGUGCUUUUGUACCUUUGCUUUACUAUGCUAAGUGUGAUUAUUAUGUUGUCAAAAACCUUUCAACGCGGGUUUUGUACCACAAAGCGCUAAUAAGCGAUAGCACAAGUGUUGGUGGGAUUCGCCCUUAAGGUACUAGUACUUUUCUUGUAAUAGUACUUCUAGUUUUUGCACAUAUUACAGUAUGCUAAGUACAGGUAUGAGGUUUUCCCACAAACUAUUCAACAACAAAGUUUGGUUGGUGCCUAUUUUUGCAGGGAUGCCGUGCGUACACUCUCGUCUAGGUAAAUCUAUUGUAUCUUAAGUUACAUUGUUUUGAACAAAUGUUCAAAGGUGUUGUGACACCACCUCCUGCGGCAUUGUCAGAUUCAGAUGCGUAUAAUGUCAGUCAAGAUUUAACAAUUAGUCGCCGAAGGCGAGAUGAUUACAAGCCUAUAUUCACGAAGGCGAAGUGAUAUAGACUUGUAAUCACCGAGCCUGAGGCGACUAAUUGAUUUAGUAUAAUUUCAGUGUUUAAAAGGUUUUAUUUAUAAAUAUAACUAACAUGCUUGAUUUCCUCGUUCUUCAAGGUUUUGUGACGCCUCCUCCUGCCGCAUUAUCAGAUUCAGAUGUGGACGAUCCCAGUCAAGAUGUCUUCAGUGAAGGAUCAUCGAUCUCAUCAAUAUCAUCACCACUUGGCACAUACAAGAGUGAUGAUUCUCUAGACAGAAAGGUAUUACUGUAAUACUCACAUUAAUAUAAACUUUUUAAUUUCUGGAAUCCAAAUGUAGUCUUUAAGUCGAAACCCAACAGGAAAUAGAACCCAAGAUCUCAAACGGUGGAAUUGCGCAGUAAUAUAGCAUGAGGAGAUUGGGUACUAUUAACGAGGGGAGAAGAGUUGGACAAGCACUUCAGACAGUCACCAAUUAUCCCACAUAAUCCUUGCGUAAUACCACCGUUUUAGGGUGUUGCCUGUAGACGAGGCUUUUUGAGCUCCUCCUUGAAAGGAUGUACGAUGUACUGACUUUUUCAAGUAACACAUUGUAGAUUGAAUAAAUUAGAUGGUGCGUGUAUCUAUCUCUGGCUAAACUCUUGUGAACUACUUGUUAGCAUUUUUGUAUUUUGUUAUUCUGCAGCUACCUAAAGGAACUGCAUACCACGUGGCUCGGGAAAUAUUACAAACAGAAAGAACGUGAGUAUAGAAAGCACAGUAUAAUUCAAAAGAAUCAAAAGAUCUUUAAUUCAUCAUGCACCGUAGUAUAACAGCCUCAGUAGUUUGAUGUGAAAGUAUAUUAAGGGCUGUGUAAGGUUAAUGUAAAAUCGCCGGCUGUCUUGUGGUUCCCAAGUAAUGACGUUUAAAUAAUUAACACAUAAAUGAAUUUGUAUCCUUAUAGGUAUGUGAAAGACCUAGAAGUUAUCACUAUCGUAAGUGGUUUAUGUAUUAUAAAACACGAGCUGGAGUGCUUUAAAAGAUGAGUUUUUAAAAUUAUUGAGUUUUUAAAAAUUACUCGGGAGGUGGAUACUGGAUAGUGUUUUUCGCGCAAUUUGAUUGGUUGCUCAACUCCGGAUAUCGUAUAGUACUAUUCACCUCCGGACCAAAACAAAAUACCCGUUUUGUUCCGUUUACAGACGAGAAAAUUUUACGGAGUACUUGCUGCAGUGUACCUUUACAUUACAUUAUAAUAUCUACUUUAAUUUUAGGCAUUCCGUAAUACAGUUUUUGAGAAAGAAGCACUACCAGAGGAUGUGAAGGAAUUGCUGUUUAGUAACUUUGAUCCAUUAUAUGACUUUCAUUGCUUGUUCCUUGAUGAAUUACAACAGAGACUUUCUCAAUGGUAUGUACUUUAUGGUUAUCUUGGAAAUCUUAUAUUGGAUAUCCACUGAAAGUUUUUAUUAAUUGUUGUGUUUGCAAAACACGGAUUUAGAGAAAGGAAGAGAAAAUACCCUAAUCGUUUCUUUUAGAUAACUAAUCGCAUCUUAUUUGGGCAAACUCAAAUAGAUAGGAAAGCAUUACAACAUUCUGUUACAUUUUCUAGGGAAAGUGAGGAAAGCUAUGAACAUCAUAAGAUUGGGGACAUAGUGUUGAGUAAUUUAUUACAAAUGAAGGUAAAAUAUUUUUAAUGUUGCUGACAAAGUUGAUUUAUUUGAAUACUGCAAUUGAUACCGAUGAUACGGGAAACAAAACGCCAAUUCUGUCCCAUUUUGCAAUCCCAUAAUUCCUCAUCUCCAGUGCCCCAUCCAUAAAUGUGAAAAAUUAUCGUUUGAUGAAGGUAAAAAGGCAUGUUUCCUCCAGUAUACAGUUACCAUAUUUUUACACAACAGUACGUAAUAUCAACAUUUUAACUUUUUAUUUUUCAGAAAUUUAUUGAAGUGAUAAAGAACCAUGAAAAAGUGCUACUGGCUUUAUAUAAAACUACGAAAAAUUCGGUUGAGUUUGAAAAAAUAUACAAAGAGUUUGAGGUAAAGUAUAGGAUUUGUCAUUUUGUUAGAAAAGCUUCAGUGACAAUGAAGUAUCUUGCUUCAAUAAAUAUUUCUCGUAUUGAAUCGCUGCAAAUUGCCUUAAUGUUUACACCCACGCGUGCAUUUGAAAGACUAAUUAUUUGUGAGAACACGGUAGUAGCUAACUAGGGCAUUCGCGUUAUCCGAAAAUAGAGAGCUUUGCAUUUUGCUACGACUACGAGAUCCGUUAUUUGGAUAGCCGUGGCCAAAUUGACAACGGGAUUUUUGUCUCCUAGUAAAACAAGCAUCUACUGCCAGAUUAUGACGUACGUACGUAAUGGCGUGAGAAGAUGACGAACAUGAGCAAACAACGAAACUCGUACUUGCAGUAAAAUCUAAAUCUAACGGGAACAUGGACAUAUUUGCCAUACACUGUAUAUUGGGAGUUAGGGGGGAAAGCCCCAGGAAAAGUAGAACAUUUUGAGAUAUUUAGUCCUAUUUAGUUCAAAACUCUUAUUUCAUUCUUGCUACUGUCAUUUAAUCCAAUUUCUGGAUGGGUGGUGCAAUUUUCUGUGGGUGGUGGGGUAACUCUCUGAGGGGGUGCAAAAUAAUUUUUGGUGGGAUGUGUGCUCCUCCCCCGCAUCCAAAAAAUCCAUCUAUGAAUAGGAAUAAACAUGACUUAGUGGAUUAGGUCUAUUUGCAUGUUUCAAUCGUCUAACAUAUUAUUCAUACUCUUUUGCAGCUUCAACCUGCUUGCUAUCUCAGCUUCAAUGCGUUUAUUUUAAAACCUUCCCAAAGAUUGGUGUAUUACAAAUUUAUAUUAGAAAGUGAGUAUAGCUAUGAUUAUUAGAGCUGUGUGGUUCCAAAAUUUUAUCUCGGUUCCGGGUUUUUUUGGAAUGGAAUAACCUCAGUUCGGUUUCGGUUAUUUUCAAAAAAGAAGAACAGUACAAAUGUAUGAACUCAUUUAUGUAUGUUUCGAGCAUUUUUACUAAGUAGAUGAAUUUAUGCAUUUGUAAGUUUGUAUAAAUCUCUGAAUAUUGUAAAAGAACAAUUGGAAUUUAUUUAUGAACAUGAAAUAUUUCUUUUUUUUAAAAAAUUAAAGCAAGUUCACAACAAUAACUAUCACAACUAAAAUAUCAACUAUUUGAGCACUUAGUACAGUGCAUAUUGCGCACAAAGAGCACAAUCUUGUUAUUUUCCAAACAUUUCAACCUGCAAUGUGGGCGUUUGGCGGGCGUUAAACGGGAAAUUAAAACCGAAACUACCAGUUCUUUUGCGUAUAAUUUUUCGGUGCUAAAAAAGUACCGGAAGAACCGAAUUUUUCGGUUAACCGCACAGCUCUAAUGGUUAUUAGAUGAGUAGGAUAUAUACAGCAUAAGCAGCUGUGUUGACUGUUGUAUCAGACCACAGUUUAAUCAAUGAUAUUUGGUGAGAAAAGUGAACUUCAAUUUUAUGUGAAUCAGCAGGACGUUGUGUCAGCUAUACAAACUGCCCAAAAUCCCUGAGUAUUUUGAAAGCAAACUGAAAUCGUGACCGUGAAGGAAUUUCCACUGCAAAAACAUUUUGACUAAAAACCUUGAGUAAAAUAAUGGACCCAUAGCCCGCGUGCAGGCCCAAGGGAACUGAUAGUGGGCCUGCAAGCAAGGCCUGGUAUUUUGUAAAACGCCCCUUUUCAUAACACGCCCCAUUCGCGCGUCAAUUGUCAAAAAAGAACCAAUGACAGCACCCAAAUAUUGACAAACAAACUCGCAUUAAAAUGUUGCGGGGUUUUCUCUACUUAUUCAGAACAUAAACAAUGUGUAAAUGGCUGCGUUUUAACUCCAAAAAAGCAAGCAACGCAGUCAGUAAUUGCCAAAUUUGCAAGUGCUCAUUUUCAACUAAAAUCGUAACAGAAAACCAGUCUCAAACUUCAAAUCGUGAGGGAAGUCGUGCGACCACAUUAGCAUUCGCUGUCGCCAUUGUUAUAAAUAAAUUGUCUCCGUAUCAGAUCGUGUGUCCAAUUCUUGUUGGCGGCGGAAAGUACGAAAUUUAUUUCAGUUAUUUCAUUUGGUAAAGAACUCUACAAAAGAAGAGAGCGUUCAGAGCAACCUCGUCCCCAGGGUCUUCCUCGUGGUGGCGCGUGAGCUGAGGAAGACCCUGGUAAAAUACGAUGAAAUCUCCAAGAUUCUUGGAGAUUCAUCGCAUGCGCACUAACGACAACGUUAUGUUGCUGACUACAAUUAGCGCUGGCGCUUACGAUUUUCUUGCUUAAAAAUACACAUGUUUUGUUGAUUCUUUAUGUAUUUAUUCUCAAAGUUUUAACAAAUUUUAAGAAAAAUACGUCAGAUAUAAGCUGUGAACACACAUGUACACAAAACUGUGCAACAUUCGUCAUCAUAUUGUAUCAAUUUGUCGGAGUAUGGCGCUCAUAUUUGUGACAUUGUUUUGUUCGCUUUGGCAACCCUCGUAUAUAUCAGAUGCUGUUCGGCUUCAAAUGCGACUGAAUGAACACUGAUAGUGUUGCCUGGAAUAUGAAAUGAUAUUGACUGAUUGUUCUGUAUAUCAAGGUAGGUACUGUACAUUUAUACUGAAUUUAUUCGAUUUAUUUUCACACGUUGCUUUCACAUUUUCCCAGAGUCUCGGAAAUCACAUUUUCUAUUAAACACAGUUUCACACAUACAAGACUUCACUUCACACAUACAGAAAGACUUCAUUUCACACAUACAGAAAGACUUUUAAUCAAAUUAUGAUAACAGUUAUGAUAAUUAUGAUAACAGUAGAAAUUGCUUAGAAAGAUUUUAUUCCUUUUUCCAUAUACAGUACAACUGUUAUUUUGAUUUUCUCUUUCCUAUAUUUUCUUUAAUUAAAGCAGGUACUGUUCUGUUACAAAACAACUGAUAAACAUUUUAUUAUUUUAACAGGUGAACCAUAUUUUACAUCAACUUGGGAAAAGCCAACUUGAAUUCCAUGGAAAUAUAUAAUCAUGUCAUCAAUCAGAUAGUAAACAAUCAUUAAGAAUUAGAUGGCCUCAAGAUUAUAUUUCACAUUGACCAACAUGAAAAUUUUUAAAUGGGAAUGAGUUGAUGGCAUUAUAGUUUUCUAAUGUUCAUCAAGGUGAAGAAACUCACUAUACCUUUCCCUGGUACAGAGCCAUGGUAGUAAUCUUAGAAUAUUUUCAUGAUGCCUCUGUUCAGUAGUUCUUCCCAGUCUAGUAUUAUGACUGUAUUAUUUUAAAUAGCCUUGUUUGACUUUUGUAUUUUGUUUCUUUAAUAAUACAAUCAUUUACAAUGGUGAAAAUUACAGUUUAAUAUUUGUAUUUCUAAUGAUAAUUACUUGCACAUAUCCAUCACACUUCUCUGUUACUAUAUUACUACCAUGCAAGUAAAAUCUCUUGGGAAAAAUAAAAUGUUGUCCCAGGAUGGUCAUAAAUAUCAGCUAAUAAAACUAAUGAAUAUACCCAUAAUCAUGUACAUAUGACUAUCAUAUAAUAUGUUGUAAUUCCUUUGAGUGUUUCAAAUCAAAUAAAUUUUUAUUUUCAGUUGUUCAUUGUUCAAACUUAUUUGAAACCUACAGUAUAUGUAGUUGCUAUGAUUCAAAUUAAUAUCCAAAAGUGUGCCUUUUAUAGACUCCACCCUAAUACAGACACUUUAUUGUGCCACUCCAAUGUUCAUUCAAAGUGAUCCAACUGACAUCUGAGCUGGUGAUAAUAUACAGCAAAGUAUUGGAACUAGGAGUAUAUCACAUAAGUUGUUCAUUCAGUCAAGAUAUCCAGGUUGUGCUGAUCAUCAUAUCAAACUCCAUCACAUAUUGUGCCUUAAAAACAUAUAUACAAAUUUUAAAACUUGUUGCAGCACACUGGGCAAUUCCAUUUAAUAUAGCCCCCCACACCCUAUUGAGGGGUCUCUUCAUAAUACCUUAAACAUUUUGGAACCCCAUUGGAUGCAAUUUUGGAACCUCCAUGGAUAUCUUUCUACCCCUUUAGGAUAUUGUUCCUGCCCCUUUGGAUAUCACUACAACACCUAAUUUUUUGGAAAUCUCUUAAGCUACCCUCCAGAAAAAUUUAAGGUAAAAUCCCCCUCUCUAAAAUCCCCAUAUAGGAUAUCCAGACCUCAAUAGUGGGGCUAUUUAUAGAUGGAAUGGCCCAUUUGACUUGGUGUGUGGCGACUACCACCAAAGCAAAAUGAAAGCAUGCUGCCCUGCAUUCCAUACUGUAGAAAACAAAUAAAUUUUGAAGCAUUUAUACUGUUACUUGUAACGAUAAUCAGAAUUGAUGAGAAAAUUCUUUCUGUCUUUCUGUAUGGCUGUAUGUUAGUGAUGUGAUCUCACUGUUCAUUAUAAGGCUGAAAUAGUUUGAAACUCGUGUGAAAAUAAAUUCAGUAUAAAUGUACAGUACCUACCUUGAUAUACAGAACAAUCAGUCAAUAUCAUUUCAUAUUCCAGGCAACACCGUCAGUGUUCAUUCAGUCGCAUUUGAGGCCGAACAGCAUCUGAUAUAUACGAGGGUUGCCAAAGCGAACAAAACAAUGUCACAAAUAUGAGCGCCAUACUCCGACAAAUUGAUACAAUAUGAUGACGAAUGUUGCACAGUUUUGUGUACAUGUGUGUUCACAGCUUAUAUCUGAAGUAUUUUUCUUAAAAUUUGUUAAAACUUUGAGAAUAAAUACAUAAAGAAUCAACAAAACAUGUGUAUUUUUAAGCAAGAAAAUCGUAAGCGCCAGCGCUAAUUGUAGUCAGCAACAUAACGUUGUCGUUAGUGCGCAUGCGAUGAAUCUCCAAGAAUCUUGGAGAUUUCAUCGUAUUUUACCAGGGUCUUCCUCAGCUCACGCGCCACCACGAGGAAGACCCUGGGGACGAGGUUGUUCAGAGUCCAGAUCGUUUCAUUUCAAACGGCAAUUUAAUACCGUCUUCUGUUUCGCUCUCUCAGCGAAGCCUUGUAAAUCGCAAAGUGUUUCGAAUAGGCUUACAUGCAACUGCAUCUCAACAUCAACCAAAAGAUCAUUUUCUUGAGGAACAUAUAACGUAUCAACUCUGUUUGAAAUUAAUGAAACUCAAGUGUAAAGGUUACUAUAGUUUACCCCAGUCGUAAUGUUGCUAUUCCAACACCUCACGACAAGCAAUCCCCAUUGGCAUAACGGCAAAAACAUCUCUUCCUUCAAGUAAACAAUAAACAGUCUGUUCUUGUUCCAUUUGUAAUUGAAAAAAGUGAUCAAUUUUCGAAUUUUAAGCUUAUCGAGAGAAUAUCGAGAGCCUUUGUGAUGAAUCACUGACCUAAUUAUAGAAUACAGCAAACAGCCAAUCAGAAUGCCGCGUUCGUGGGCGAACGCGGAAAGUACAAAAUACCGGGCCUUGCUUGCAGGCCCACUAUCAAGUUCCCUUGAGCCUGCUCCCUUGGGCCUGCACGCGGGCUAAUGGACCCACAGUGACUCAAACUUUUGUGUAAAAUUACUCAAAUUUGGUGCGACUUAAUAAGGAACAAAUAGUUAUGUUGUCCUUUCCAUCAAUCGCGCGAUUGUUAAGUUAAUAAAAAAAAACAUGACCAAAUUUACUCAAUCUUUUUUAAUUAAGUAAAGUUUCAAAUUUACUAGUUUUUGAUAAAAAUUAAUACUUACUAAAAAAUGUGCUCAUGAGUUUGAGUGAUAUUAACGGCUUAUUGACCGAGCGUGAGGUCUGUACUGUGAAAUAUCAGACCGAGGUUUUUUAGUAUGGACCAAGCGACGAAGGAGCGAGGUCCAUGCAAAAAACAGAGGUCUGAUAUUUGACAGUACAGACCGAACAAGCGAGGUCAAUAAUCGGUUUAUUAUAUGGCUGAACUGAGUCGAUCUGUGAGCAUAUGCUUUUCGCGCGAAUUAAAUCGGCUAUCAUCAGUUUCACUGGGUAACAAUAUACGGUAGGCAUGCAUGUUCAAUCAAAAACAAUUUGGUUGUUUGAAAUUUUUAUCUGUAAAUUUUAAUGACACACAAUUGGAAAAUUAAAAAGCAAACAAAUUUUCUGUUUGCAAAGCAAAAAUUUCCCGCCAGAUAAACGACAUCCAGGACACCGGUCCAGAUACGGAAAAUACGGACCACGGUCCGGAUAUGGGUUUUUACGGACCGCUUGUCAACCAAUCAGAAUAGAGAAUUUUGAAAAGCCAUAUAAUAAUACUCAAUAUUGAGUCACUGUAGGUGCAUUAUUUUACUCAAGAUUUUUAGUCAAAUUGUUUUUGCAGUGGAAACUCCUUCACGGUCAUGAUUUCCGUUUGCUUUCCCCAUGGAUUAUUUAUGGUACAAUGAUUUUUAUUAACCUAGUUAUUUUUUUAUUCCAGAAUUAGUUCAAUAUUAUACAACUGGACAUGUAGACUAUCAAGACACCAAAGGUUUGACUUUAUUUUGUUUACUUAUAAACUGCAUGUAUUCCAUGGCAGGAAAAAAGAUUUUUCCUGGGAGCACAACCUGGAGACAAAGGUUUCCUGCAGACUAACGGAGUAGUCUUGUGCUAAAUUUGCAUAAACAUGUAGUAUUCUAGCUGCCCAUGGUUUUCAAUCCAAGGACUAAUGUCUGUCAACCAUAUGUUGUUGCGCCCAUAGUGGGACAUGGUUGUUAAUGUUUCCUUCAAAUUUUCAAUAGCAAAUCUCCAUUCAAACGAAUUUACUGCAGCUGUUUAAAAUUUUCUGCGAGCAGUGCUCGCGUGCUCGCUUAUUUUUUCCACCCCUGAUGCAUUCAGCCCUUGCAAGUGACGUCACAACACACAAUUGGGGCCGGUUGUUUGAAAGCGGGUUAGCUUAACCCUUGGUUAACCUAAAAUUCAAAGAAAACUUUCCAACAGCUUGUUUAUCAAACUGGAAAUUUUUUCAGAAAUUUUGCAUGGACCAUGCAAUAGGAGUUUUCUUUUCUGGAGUUUUGUAAUAAACAACGUGCAGAGAUAUACAAACUAAAACGACGGGUUAGCGCUAAUCCAGCUUUGAACAACCGGCCCCAGCUCGCGUAAUUUUGAAAAUGGGUGUUCAAAAUUUAAAACAAUGGCUAUAUAAUAUAUUAUAAACUAUAAGUGGGUGUAUAUGUUGUUGUCCUUGUAUCACAUAUAUUUGAUUAGAUUCCAAAUUGGCUUUUUCAUAGCUUUUAAUCAGAUAAUUCCUUAUAUAUGUAGCUGCUUUACAAGAAAUAGCAGAGGUUCUUGGAGAACUUGAAAGCUGCACUAAAAUACUGGUAAAUUUCCAAAUUAUUCUUUCAAUAUUUAAUCAACAUUGUGUGUACGCUUUAGGACUGUUCGGUAUACCGAUAUACCGAAAAUAUCGGUAUUAAAUCAAUAUCGGUAUAUCGAUACCGGAUAUUCAACCAUGCCGAUAUACCGAAAUUUCGGAUAUACCGGAAUUUUUCGGUAUAUCGUGUUAAAUUUACCAACUAUAUGGCGAAACCAUAACCUUUAUUUUACUACUGAAUGGCAAUUCAGAGAACUUUCUACUGCAAUCAUUUAGAAUUUCCACUUCGGUGAGAUUUUACACUGAGUACGUGUCGUUCGAAACAUGUUCGAAAUAGCUUCGAAAUUAUCGUUUUCCCUUUUAGAAUUACUCAAAAUUUCCUUCAAAUUCACCGAACAUUCCUGGAACGCUUAUUUCAAUAGAUACGGAUAGUAGUGAACUUUAAUUAUAAUAUAACAUUUGUAAAUUCUGAACGCUGAUUGGCUAAGAGCCGUGUUGAUAUAACUCCAUGUCAACACGGGAAAUUUUCCGCCGCUUGUAACACGGAAAUUUUUCUUAUUCUUCGGGCUUUUGACAUUUCUAUAUUAUAAAACAAAUAUAAAACAUUUUUCCGUAUUGAUAUAUAGUUAUAUCAACACUCGUGGAAGUUGGGAAAACUCGAAAUUGUGUGAAAACACUCCGCCCUUCGGGCGUCGUGUUUCCACACAAUUUCUCGUUUUCCCAAUUUCCACUCGUGUUGAUAUAACUGUAUAUCAACACGGAAAAUGUUUUAUAUUUGUUAAUUAUAAAAUAACAUGUAUAUAACGCGUGCUCUGAUUGGUCGAAACCCGUGUUUGGAUCAGGCCAUCCAAACACGGAAAUUUAAAGUGCCUUCUCGGGAAUUUUAAACUUUGUUGUUAUUCGGCUCGUGAUUUCGCGCGCUUUUCUUAACUCUAGCAACAUUCCCGCGUGUUUGGAAACCAUAAAGUAAUUGUAUAUUACUGAACAAACGUAAUUGUCCAACAUUUACUGUAGGAAAACUACCAGAAGUUGAUUGAGCUUGAAAGAGAUCUGAUUGGCUUGGAAAAUCUUGUACAAGAAGGCAGAGUAAGAUUUUCACGCAUAUACCGUAGCUAUGAGGGCUGUUGCCACUACACUAGCCUGCGAACAGGCUCUCAAGCUGAAUUGAGAGCCUGCAUCGAUGACUAAUGAAUUUGAAUAUCUGCGUCUCAAAUCGUGACGCGAAAUUCUCAUUGGUCAGAUGCGAUAAUUUAUAUUAUUCCGCUGAGCUCUAUAUAUGUCAACUGCAGCACUAUGCAUAAAAAACACAUUAACUGAUCAAAUUGGUCUUGGCCAUCUUAUCUCAAAGCACGAAAUGUUCUGUUUUGAGAAAACAGUAUUUAAAACAUUUAAACUUUUGCUUGAAUAUCUUAUAUUUCGAAAAACAGUAUAAACUGUACGGUCUAAAUUUAGUUUGCACGGUCUAAAUUUAGUUUGCAUGCACGAAAGUUGUAAACAACACCAUAUAAGGAUAGACAUUCCAUAUUUGGAAAAACGAACGUUACGGGGCAGAUAUUCAAAUUCAUUAGUUAUCAUCGUUGCAGGCUCUCAAUUCAGCUUGAGAGCCUGUUCGCAGGCUACCACUACACUGCUCUAGCUCAUUCAUGGUGGAUGUUGUCCCUACCACUGAUUCGUGUGAAACCAACAGUAGUAUGCUUCUGUCCCAAAUGUUUAAUUAAUUCUUUUCAGCAAUUCGUGAGAGAAGGAUGUUUACAGAAAAUUUCUCGCAGUGGCUCUCAAGCUCGUAUGUUCUUCUUGGUAAGUAUUGUAAAAUAAAUGUAAAAGUUGAUAUACAUGUAUGUAUAUUAUAAUAAUCUGUUACACUUGACAUUAUAUAUCAAACAUUUUUCUAAUGCCAAAAGCCAAAUAAUUUUCUAGAUUUUACAUGAUUUUUACUCGCAUAUCAGCGUUUGGUUUCUAUGGUAUUAGACAUAUUUUGAAGACACGACGCCACCUGAAAUACGCGCAUAAGAAACAAUGUGCCUUGUACCAUGCAGAGACUGCAUCUCUUCUCCCGAAGUGCAGUACAGUACAGUACAGUACAGUACAGUACAGUACAGUACCAGGGCCGGAUUACCCCUUGACCCCCCACCCACUUCCAACGGCAUUUUAGACACUAAAUUUCAACCCAGUUUAUACCUUUAACAUUAUUAUUACUUACAGGGGAAAAAUAGCUAAACAUAAUACCGUCCAUAUGAACUUCUGCCGUCUUCCACAAAAUUCAGCAAUCUUUUAGUAUUUAAUGUGAUUUUUUUGGCCUCGCUCUAUGGAGCCCCUUGCCCAAAGAAGGAACAAAAAAAAUUGUUUGCGGCCCUGCUUUUGGAGCCUCGCUUUUUAAACUUUGGUGCCUCGUGUUUUUCUAUUUGGGGGCUUCGCUUUUAGGGGCCUUGGACUCUUUGGGGCCCCGCGCUGUUUGGAUCCUGCGCUGAAACAGGAAACAAAAAACCGUUUCGAUCCCGGCUAUUUGGGACCUCGAUUUUUAAAUUUUGGGGCCUGACGUUUUCUGAUGACCUUGGGCUGUUUGGGGCCCCGCGCUGAAACAGGGACAAAAAAAAACACGUUUGGGUCCAGCUUGAUGGGGCCUCGCUUUUUAAAUUUUGGGGCCCUCGCGUUUUCUGGGGGACUUGGGCUCUUUAGGGCCCCUCACUGGCGCACUGUUUGGGUCUCCAACUGAAAAAUGGAACAAAAAAAUUGGGAAAAAAAUAGGAGAGAGUAAGCGCGGGGCCCCCAAAAGCGCGGGGCCCGUGGCAUACGCCGCUUCUGCCAUAUGGUUAAUCCGGCACUGUACAGUACAGUACAGUACAGUACCAGGGCUGCAAAUUACUGUCGGACAUCGGACAAUGUCCGACUAAAUUUGGCAAAUGUCCGAGCAAAAGUAAUUUUGAUCGGACAUUGGUCCGAUCACAAAAAAAUUGUCACAUUAUACAUGUUUUUGCUGUGACAAAAUCCGAUUGCAAAUUUACAUUUUGCAAUGAGGCAUUCUAGCAUUUUACUUAACGUUGCGCCGGAGUGGCUAUACAUACUUGUCUCAUGACUUAUAUAUAUAUAUAUAUAUAUAUAUAUAUAUAUAUAUAUAUAUAUAUAUAUAUAUAUAUAUAUAUAUAUAUAUAUAUAUAUAUAUAUAUAUAUAUAUAUAUAUAUAUAUAUAUAUAUAUAUUGUGACGUAUAUAUGUCCGAUCAAAUUUAGUGAUGUUGGAUUUUGUCCGAACAAAUUCAAGUUAUGUCCGACCAAAAUUAAAAGUGAUCGGACAAAUGUCCUCAUUCUCCUGUCAAGUCAAAUAUUUAUUUGCAGCCCUGAGUACAGUACAGUGCAGUUGCCUGUUGUAUAUUUUUCUUCUCUUUUACAUUCUUUAUUUUAACGCAAACUUGGAAAGUCGUUGUUUAUAAACUUGCGAGUAAUUGUGCCGCCAUUUUGUUUAUUCAUGAUUAGAUCAGUGGUCGGGGCGGGCGACAAUUUUUCACUUGUUGCCCGGCGGGAUACAUUGCGUUUAUGUAACCCCACAUGACCACAAAUAAGCCAAUCAAGUUUGGUGUUCACGCUAGCUAUAUAACAAUACAAUAUACAAUACAGUAUACAAUACAAUAAAUACAGCACAGUAUAUAAUACAGUAUAGUACCAUACAGAACAGUACACUACAAUACAAUACACCACAGUACAAAUAAUACGCUAUAUAGUACACCACAAUACACUAGAGUACACCACAGUAUACAUAAGUAAAGUGCCCAAUAAGGAUUUAGAAGUUCCCCUUCCCCAGUCGUGACAAUAACUUCAUUCUUUCCAAGUUCUCCGAUGUGCUGGUGUUCACAAGCAGAGGAGGAAAUGUAACAAAUCAGUUCAAAGUUCAUGGAAAGUUUUCACUUGAUUCAAUGAAGGUAAAAAUGACUUCAUACUAAUCCUGUUUGAAUAAGUAUCGCCUGCCUAAAUUAUACAAAAAGGUAAGAAGUUCCUAGCAAAGGCUCUGGUGGGAUAAGGUCCUGAGCAGUCUUGGGCAAUUGGCAAAUGGCAACAUUAUCGAUAAUCUUGGUAAAUUUAAGGACAUUAUCGAAAAAUAGCGAACGGGAAUUUUGGGCUUUUUAGCAUUAAUAUUGUAAUUAACAUUUUGAGGCCCCGAAGUGCGUUGAAAGUUUCGGUAUAGUUCAACCGCCACUGUAUAUACCGUAUAUCGAGUGAUCUUCUUCGGAAAUAAUAGCUUUACUCGAAGCGAAGCACUCUGGCUUGGAUAUUGAUAGCUAUUGAUAGCAUUUAUGUCUAAUUUUUGCUUGAAACAUGCUCAUUUUGUAAACUUAAAGCCUGCUUAUUGUUUAUCUUAAUACAUCGUAGAAGUUUCUUUUGUUUCAAAGUCAGUAGUUGGACACUAGUGCUAGCAAAUAUAAAGAAACACACUGUCACUAUGUACGAUUCGAGUGAAGCCAGAAAAUUCAGAAAUAUCGCUUAAAUUGAUGUUAAAUGGUACCAUACAUGUUUUGUGAACAAAAAGAAAUGAUCUUUUUUAUGGAAUGCUGAACAUAUAAUUUCUUGUUUUGUAUAGAUAGAGAAAGGUGAAGAUAUGCAUGGCUUGUUUUGUUUCAACUUAAUAACAGAAGAUAAUACUUACAUGGUCGCUGCCACAACACAAGUUGAAAGAUCAAAAUGGAUGGAGGUACGGGGUAAACUUAUAAAAGAUAUUUUUACAGCUUAUGCCCUUUUAUCUUUAAGUUUUGUAGGCUGAAUAUAGUUUCGGCAUGUUCAGAUAUGAUAUUGAGCUUUUUACCAAUCUACUGUAUGAUGAUGGUUAAUUAUUUUCACUUCAUUUGCAUGAUUAGGAUCUCAAUGUAACGGUGCUGAAAAUUAAGAAUAAAGUAAGUAUAGUUUAAUGUCUUCAUAUAUUGGCUUGAAACUACCGUCGCCUUAUGUAACUUUAUGUUUGCUUUGUUUUAGUCUUCACCAGUUUUGGAAGAAGGUACAGUAACAAUUAAUCAAUUAAUUAAUUAAUUAAUUAAUUAAUUAAUUAAUUAAUUACAAUACAAGCGGACAGCUUUGUGACUUCGCUAAGUAAGAAACAGUAUAGUGUGUUAAAUAACUGGAUUACUGUAAGUGAUCUAAUAAACGUCCAUCUCCUAUAAUAAUGCCCCAUGUCCCGGUCAAACCAGAAUUUUAUAAUAUUGACGCCCCUCUCUAUUAAACGUCUAGUGUCUAAUAAACGCACCCUACUUACAGGAACGUUUAUAAGAUUUCAUGCAACAUUUAUUAGAAUAACGCUUGUUGAACUACUGAUGGAGCAUAAGUGUAAUGGAGCGAAGCAGCUAUGAAUUUUGACCAAUUUUCUUUAAGUACGAAAAUUUAACACCCAGGCUUUAUUAGAUCAUUUACAAUGUAAUAAUAAUAGUAUUUUGAAACAUUGAAACCAGAGCUACAGUAUGUUUGUGCUCACAAGAGCAUCACAUGAGCAACUACAACAAAGACAAGUAUCAUUAAAAUUACCUCAACUGUUUUCUUAUACAGUGAUGAUUAGUACAGAGUCAGGACGUGAGGAUGGAGAGAAUGAAGCAAAGAAAGUUAAAGCGUCUACUCUUGAUAAAAGACAUGCAUGUUCUCGUACUAUGUCCACGAGAAGAGUUUGUUGGCAUAGAAACACUAGCGUCAGCACUGUCGAAUAUAGCAUUGCUGUCAGGGUAGGUGAAAUACGUCCAUUGUAGCAUACCCUUCUGUAGGGUGCGAUUUAAACUUUUCAUUUAAAUGUGUGCUGCCAUAUUUCUUGUCCCUCCAACAUGAGAUUUGUGCGACUAGACCCAGGACUUUGGGAAAUGGCUAAUUGGCGUACCAAUACGUACCGGAUAGUUGCCAUGUACCACGUAGAUGCGCGUAAUUACUCUUACUGUCAGCGUACUUACAUUUUGCUAGUACCAUAUGACCUUCCCAACUGCCAAGGUAUUCAAAACCGUAAUCCAACACCUUCGACAUGGCUUGGUAUGAAUGUUAGAGUCAAUUGCACAGAAAACAUGAGUCUGUUUUACCAGCUUGGGUACGCGGCAAUAGUCGUUGGACUGGAAAUCUUGAAUUUCAUUGAAUCAAGAAUGAAAGAGCUGUUCCCAUUUGCUAACAAAAAAAUGAAAGUUUCAUUGUGAAGACUGUUUUGGAAAUUUGGUGUCGAUAUUCCCGUUUGCAUCUUUAGAUGAUAGUAGUCCUUCGUGAAACAAUAUACAGAGCAUUGAGUUAUCCCGGUGGGUCUUAUGUACAUGUUGAUGCAAUAAUCAAAUUAGAGUUUCGCUAUUUUCACUUUGUUUUAUAAACAGAGGCGGACACUUCGCGAAAUAUUGGGGGGAUUAGAUUGCAAACAUAUCACCACCUUUUGUAGCUGGAAAAAUUUCAUGCACUAUAUUUCAAUGCUUUCAUUGUUGAACAAUUCACAUCGCGAUAAAAAGUAGUUUCCGAGUUUUGCAACCAACGUUGUGAAUGCAAAGUUUACGUAUCACAUGUCAAAAUAAAUUCCUCUGGCACUUUUGCCGUUUAGUGUGUAUGAUUAAAAUGUGUUCAAAAAUACCUUUAAUUUGUCAAACGAAGGGCAAAAUAUUAGUCCUUCAACUUUAUUUUGGUUUGUUAUUGUCUUGUCUCAACACGAAAGAGAAAGUUACACCCCAAGUCAUCACAUUUUGACAUGUGAAACUUAGAGUUGUCCAACCACAACGUUGGUUGCAAAACUCAGAAACAACUUUAUCGCGGCGUGGGGUAACGCUCGAAUGAAAAUGGUGUAAUGUUAUUCAGCUAUUAUUCAAGGAUUUUCAGGAAAUUAUUCGGGUGGCGGUUUCCCCCGUCCCCCCCCCCCUCACCCUAUUAUAAACAAUAAAAGUAAUAGUAGUCCGCACCCAAACCCCCGUGGGGUGUACUCCACGUUAUUCUUCAAAGCAUCUGUUGUAUUUCCUUUGAUCUAGAACCAACUUUCAGGAGAACUACAGAGAAAGUUUAAAACUGGAGACAAAUGGCAAAAGUUGUUUGUUGUCCUCACAAACUUCUGUUUAUUCUUUUAUAAAUCACAUGAGGUAUUUUAGUUAAUAUUUAUUAUGUGUAUGCUAUUUUAAAAGGACGUUCUUGUAGAUAGAAUUGGUUGUGAAUUUUAUACAUAUAUUCAGAGCUAAUCAAGCUGCGAAAGAGCGUGCACUGGAAUCACAGGGCCGCAGAUUGGAUUCCUGCCAGAGGGCGUAUAUAGUUGCAUUUUAGCAGCUGCUGCUUGGGUCUGAAUAAAUGUAUAAAAUUUGCAAUCGAAAUUCCCAUCUCCAAAAUUCUUCGACAUUUAAUGCUACAAGACUAUACCCUAUAAUAUAUCAUAUUCAGAUUUAUUUCAGAAACACUGUGACCGUAUAUAGUACCUUGACUUUAUUCAAUACAAAAUUUCAUUAUUCAGGAUGAAGAACCAUUAGCAAGUCUUCCUCUGAUUGGAUAUGCCGUCACAAAACCAGAUGAAGUAAGUAAAUGUGAAUACUUAAUGUUUCAUAGCUUUUUCGCGAGUUUUUGACAAUAACGUGUGUCAGACAUGCAUAUAAUAUACAUGCAUCCGUAUAUAUAGGUGUGGUAGCAGCUAUAGGCCUUAACAUUUAUCAUUGGCAGUGUCGCCGAGACGUUGCGCGAACCCCCGGGGCAAAACUUUCCCAGGGGUCCCAUGACGUCAUAAUUGUCAAAACAGGAGAAGUUGUGAUUUACAAUAUAUUGCACUUUAUGUAAUAUAUCAAGUCCGACUAUGAGGACUUUGCCAGAUAUCCAGUCCGUGCAAUUAGUUCUAAACUAAUUGUAAUUUGCAAGGACUGGAUAUCUGGUUCAGUCCGAAUUGUCGGAUUUGAAAUGACAUUUCAUACGAAUAAAUCACUACUUAAAGUGCAGGCCUUAAAAUAUCUUUUCCAGGGCCGUCUGACAAAAUGUCCGGUGACGUUGAGUUUGGGUCGGACAUAUGUCCGAUGACCUUCAGUUCAGUUUUGACUCGGAAAUAAGUCUGAAUGACACAAAUGAAUAAACGGUAAAUGUUGUAAAGAUAUUAAAUAAUUUGUUUCUUUCAUAAUUAUUUCCAAGCCAAAAUUAACUUGCUUGCCAGAACAGCAGUAUUAAAAAAGACUUCGACAACUUAAGCCCGUUUUCCACUUCACCAUUUCGCUCGCCGCCCCGCGCUCGACUAUACGUUAAAACAACAUUUCCAGUUCACCUUUUAUACAAUAGUACUCUGAUUUUCCAUUUAACAUACAAGCCUCUAGUCCUGGGCUAGGGUACAGGUACAUUUUGAUUUACGGCGGACAAAGCUACAGUUCGGUCGGACACCAAUACACUCAGGUCGGACAAACAAUAAACCUCAUGCAGUUUCACUUUGGUCGGACAGAAUGUCCGGUGGUUUCCUCUCUACGUCGGACAAUUUCACGAAUGGGUCGGACAAUGUCCGUGACCGACCGAUAUUUUAACGCCUGAAAGUGAGGUGAAUUAAUUUUGUUCCAGUCCAAGGAUUGAAUUAAUUUUGUUCCAGUCCUAGUACUGGACCAAUAUACCUAAUCAGGUAUCCAGUCUCAUCAUGUGAGCAAAAUAAAGUAAUAUGGUUGGCUAAUUUACUCAUUGAUUAUUAAUGAGUUUGAGAUUGAAUAUUGUCUGGCAUUGCAGGCCUUAAAAUAUAUUUUACAGGACCGUCUGACAAAAUGUCCGAUGACGUUGUGUUUGGGUCGGACAUAUGUCCGAUGACUUCAGUUCAGUUUGUCUCGGAAAUAAGUCUGAAUGACGCAAAUUAAUAUCAGCAUAAUGUAUUCAUUCUGAACUAAAUGUUGUGAAGAUAUUAAAUAAUUUGUGUCAUUCAUACUUAUUUCCAAGCCAAAAUUAACUUGCUUGCCAAUGAUAACAGUACGACUUCGAUAACUUAAGCCCGUUUUCCACCUCACCAUUUCACUCGCCGCCCCGCAACAUUUUCGGUUCAUUUUUAUACAAACUCUGGUUCUGGACUAGGAUACAUUGCCGUAUGCACAGUUCUUUAAUAUAAACUUUACUUAUUUUUUCCAAAAUCUAGAAUGAUAACAUCAAUAAAGAAUUAGUGAUUAAACUUCAGUACAAAACACAUGUUUACUUCUUCCGUGCAGACAGCGAGUAUUCAUUCUUCAGGUG
Molecule: messenger RNA, 20536 nt
Organism: Paramuricea clavata
Lineage: Eukaryota; Metazoa; Cnidaria; Anthozoa; Malacalcyonacea; Plexauridae
Source: the annotation of a GenBank genome assembly